CACACCCCAGGAGUUUUUUUUUCUAAGAGUCUGAUCCAGCAGGAGGAACUGAGUUUUUAUCCGGUCACUGCCGCGGCGCGUAAAACCAUCCGGUACCGACCCGUCCGUCACCCCUCCACACCAUGGAAGUGUUCCGGAGCCGCCUGCUGGGGAUCUCCGUGGCCGUGGCGCACGGGGUCUUCUCGGGGUCCCUGAACAUCCUGCUGAAGUUCCUGAUCAGUAACUACCACUUCACCUUCCUGACCCUGAUCCAGUUCCUGACCAGCUUCACGGCCGCGCUGACCCUGGAGGUCCUGAGGAGGCUGGGCAGGGUCCACAUCCCCGCCUUCAGCCUGCAGCUCUCCAAGGAGUUUGCCUCGGUGUGUAUCCUCUCCACGCUGCAGUCCACCCUGACCCUGUGGUCCCUGAGGGGUCUCAGCCUGCCCAUGUACGUGGUCUUCAAGCGCUGCCUGCCCCUCUUCACGCUCUGCAUCGGCGUGUGUGUGCUGAGGAACGCCAUGCCUUCCCUCGGCGUGGUGACCGCUGUGCUCAUCACGACUGGAGGAGCCGUGAUGGCUGGUACACACACACACACACACACACUUUUUUGGUCCGAAUCACAGUUUAAUUUUCAUUAUGAGAUCAUCUGUUUCUGUCAGCUGUUUGUUUGUUUGUUUGUUUGUUUGUUUGUUUGUUUGUUUGUUUGCAGCUUUAAACCUGCUAGUUUGCCUUGUGGGUCUCAGGUCCUGCUGGUCUGCUCCGUCAUCUCCAUGGACGCCCUCAACAUGUGGUCCUACGAAGGCUGGAAGGAGCCUCAGAUCACCGUCAUCUUCAUCCUCUGCAUCUUCAUCGGCUGCGCCAUGAACUUCACCACGCUCCACUGCACCUACAUCAACUCCGCCGUCACCACCAGCUUCGUGGGCGUGGUCAAGAGCAUCGCCACCAUCACGGUGGGCAUGCUGGCCUUCAAGGACGUGUCGCCGACCCGCCUCUUCAUCGGCGGCGUGGUGGUCAACACGGUGGGCUCCGUCACCUACUGCGUGGUCAAGUACUUCGAGACCAAGAGGAAGAGUUCGUACGAGGACCUGGAGAAGGACGGCUCGCUGCCUGAAGACCCUUACAGAGAGAAGCCCCCGCUGGACGGCGCCGGCCCAAACACCGGACCUGAUCCAGGGGAACCCACAGGAGAAGCGAGCGGGGGCAUGCUGGAGGGAAUGACGCCUCAUUUAGCUAACGGAGAGGCGUGGGUGGGAGGCGCUGAAGGACUGAAGUCUGGGGUGAUGAGUGAAAAGGAGGCACUGGAGAUGCAGAGGGAGCACCUCCACAAGGAGACCUCCUCCUCCUCCUCCCCCGCUCCGUCAGUCAGUGACAGCUUUGUGGGAGUGUGGAGGUCCAUCAGACAGCUGCAGUUCACAAAAAAAGAGAAUUUAAUUGACAACAUGGAGGUGCAGAGUCCAUAAGAACAGACCUGGACCAGAGCAGGAUCUGGAGAACCUGGACUCUGGGUGUCCAUCAGGAACCCUCCUCCCUCAGCUUCACAGGUGCUUCAUCCCUGCUCGCUGGCUGCUGGAACCUUCUGUGCUCCGAGCUCAGGUUCAUCACCAGAACUGAAGAACAGACCCAGCAGGAUCCUGUUUACGUAUUUUUAUUUUACCUGAGAAGAGAGGACCGGGACCAGGACCAGGGCCAGGACUGUGAUGACCUCAGCUUCUCCUCAGCAUGCAGCAGCAUGAAGCAGCUCAGCUGAUGAGCCGGGUCAGGAGGGCAGAACCUCAGACCCGUCAACGGUUCUGUACUGAUUUAAUUUCUGUUUGUUGAACAGAGUCUGAAGAUGAUUUACAUCAUUCCUCCUAAACUCUUUAUUUCUACAUCAACAGUUAAACUUUCAGUCAAUUUAACCUCAGUCAGAACAUCUUCAGAACCUCAUCAGAACAUCUUUGACUAUUUUCUUUCAACAUUUCCAACCUGAACUUCAUUCAACACUUAAAGUAUUUGAUAGUUUUACUGGAAUCCAUUUUUUCAUUUUAUUCGGAGAAAACACAAUCUAAAUUCAUCGACUCUCAGAUUUUCAGCCCAUGAACCCAAAAAGUUGUUUUUCUUUAAGUCUUCCUGAGUUUUUAUCUGUUUUUAUUUGAACAUGUUUGGUUUUAGAAGGACUCGUACCAUCUGAACAUUUUCUGAUUUGUUUGUGGACAGAAACAUUUUUAUCAGCUUUAAAUGAGUGGUGUUCACGUCUCCAGAGAACUGAGGUGAUUUAUUUCGUGGUUUCUCAUCAUUUUGUCAGAAGAAUAAAGGGAUAAUCUGUAACCCUGUUAGAAGAUGUUGUGCUGUGAAAAUGUUUAUGAAUAUGUAUUAAAUGGUAAUAUUUAUGAUUGCAAGAAGCCUACGUUUUCCAGAUGAGACUGUAUAUUCUGAAACUUUGAGUUCCCAUUAAAUGACUGUAGAACUGGAUCUUCAGUAAUCUGAGUCUGAAGCUGGAGAUCCAACUUA
Messenger RNA from Austrofundulus limnaeus, 2469 nucleotides. RefSeq names its product solute carrier family 35 member D3 (gene slc35d3). The coding region runs from base 123 to 1439 and encodes 438 amino acids. NCBI's taxonomy places the organism in Eukaryota, Metazoa, Chordata, Actinopteri, Cyprinodontiformes, Rivulidae. The record is from RefSeq and is a predicted model, not a curated record. The transcript has 3 exons.